CCUUAAGGGUGUCAUAUCCGGGUUCCAUCCAGCGGAGAUCGCGGCAUGGAAGGUGGGAGCCGCAAGGAAGGCGGCUUCGGCCGCACACUGUGCGUGCUCACAGGGGCCUCCCGUGGCUUCGGCCGCGCGCUGGCCACACUCCUGGCCCGGCUGCUGUCACCCGGCUCGGUGUUGCUCCCAACCGCCCGCAACCAGGAGGCGCUCAGGCAGCUGGAGGCAGAGCUGGUGGCGGAGCACCCUGGCCUGCGCGUGGUGCCGGUGCCUGCCGACCUGGGCUCGGACGCCGGCUUGCAGCAGCUGCUCGGAGCUCUGCGCGACCUCCCCAGACCCGAAGGGCUUCAGCGCCUGCUGCUUAUAAACAAUGCGGCCACUCUUGGGGAUGUUUCCAAAGGCUUCCUGAACCUGAGUGACCCAGCAGAAGCAAACAGCUACUGGGCUAUGAACUUGACUUCCACUCUCUGCCUGACCUCCAGCCUCCUGAAAGCCUUUCCAGAACGUCCUGACUUGAGCAGGACUGUGGUUAACGUCUCAUCCCUCUGUGCCUUGAAGCCCUUUAGGGGCUGGGCAUUGUACUGUGCAGGGAAGGCUGCUCGUGACAUGAUGUUCCAGGUCCUAGCUGCAGAGGAACCUAGUGUGAGGGUGCUGAGCUAUGCCCCAGGUCCCCUGGACACAGACAUGCAGCUGUUGGCUCGGGAGACUUCAGUGGAUCCAGACUUACGAAAAAGGCUACAGGAUAUGAAGACAAAUGGGGAGCUGGUAGAUUGCGGGGUGUCAGCACAGAAGCUCCUGGACCUGCUGCAGAGAGACACAUUUGAGUCAGGAGCCCAUGUGGACUUCUAUAAUUUAUAGCCUAUGUCCUUGGCUCCUGGGCCUUUUGGUCUCUACUUUUGUGCACACCCCAGGAGCCCUGUCACUGCCCACAUCCCUUCACACAGGCCCUGCCAACCCUGCCCCAUGCAGACAACCACUCAUGCCUACUGCCCUGCCCUCAAAGGCAGCCCGUGGGAGUGGCUGGUGUCACCAGUUGUCAGGAUCUGUGUCAUGCAGCCUGGAUGAUAAGGAGCUUGGAGGGAGGUCAUGGGUGUUGUAGUUCUCCAGCCCCAGGAAUAGAAUUUUAGGGUUGGGAAGAGCAGGAAAAGCAGCUGAAACACUGAAGAGACAAGUUUGGGGUCUCGCCCUCAGCUGGUUCAUGGGAAAGGAGGGAGUGAUCUGCUGUGAAGAGGGAGGGCCCAGCAGAUUCACAGGUGGCCUGCAGGGAAAGAGGACAGAGCAGGUUGCAGCCCACACAGACUCCCCUUGUUCAGGGUGAGGGGCCCUUGUGUUGAAUUUCCUGUCCUCUCCUGAUGCCUUCUUCCUUUAGAACCCACUUUCCCCCUAGGCUGGGAGUUUAUGUAAGUGAAGAAGCAGACACAAAUAAAAGUGACUGAGUCUUCUUGAAUGCCUGCUUCCUCCUCUCCUAGAGGGCUCCUACCUGAGAUUAGAGAUAUGCUCUACCAUGCACAUUCUUCUAAGGUCUUGUUCAUAAGGGAGGUUCACAGAAAGACACAUUUAUAUAUUGAAGGUCUCAGUUGCUGCAACGAGUGCAGCCAAAGUCACCGUUUUCAUGAGGAACAAUGGGGGAUUUGAAUAGUAAAUACAAACACACAAUUUGAAGAGUAAGUACUGAUCAGGUGGAGCUCUGCUCUCUGAUGGAGAUGCAGAUCUAAAGAGUUAUGCCAGCAAUCUUUAUUUAUUUACAUCUCAUUAUCAGGUGGAAGACUAUGCAAGUAUUAUUCUUUGUAUUCAGGAAAGCUACGGAAACUAGGGCAUCUAUGUAGCUUUUCCACAGUUACAAUCCACAUUUGCAAAGUGCAAUGUUAGAAACUUUGUGUAGCUCUCAAGAAAAUCCAUUGUUUAAAGUGUAAAGUGGACAGGAACAGGAGAAGUGGAGCUAGUGAAAUAUUGUCAUUGUCUAGUAUAAGAAUUCAUUUAAUCACAGGAGCUGUGUGCCUGAGAUCAAGGUCAGAGCUGAUAGGACUCUUGCACAGAGCCUCCUCAUGCAGGGCAUUACCACAGCAGCUAAGCAUUCUGUGCUGUUGCACAGAAACAUCCCAGGCACCAGACAUGCCAAGCCAUGAGGUCAUCAGAGACUCCCAAUCUCAGUCACUAUCCACCCUCUGUCACUGCUCUCCAUGCACAAUAAUAUACAACUCAUUUUUCUUUCUGAACACCAAAAAAACCCCAAAGAAGUACUCUA
Sciurus carolinensis (gray squirrel) is the source of this 2236-nucleotide messenger RNA. Its product is annotated as sepiapterin reductase-like. Gene Ontology annotation, biological process: tetrahydrobiopterin biosynthetic process. The transcript has 3 exons. The coding region runs from base 46 to 849 and encodes 267 amino acids. NCBI's taxonomy places the organism in Eukaryota, Metazoa, Chordata, Mammalia, Rodentia, Sciuridae. Gene Ontology annotation, molecular function: sepiapterin reductase (NADP+) activity. The record is from RefSeq and is a predicted model, not a curated record.